AUGUGUCAUUACGCCUUGCGCCUAGCAUCCCCGAUGAUCUCAUCUCCCGUUUCCAUCUGCAUCCGCGGUUCUAGAUCCAUCGACGCCCUCAACCCGCUGCGCGCUCUCUCCGGCCGCCUCUCGCCCACUCGGGUCUCGAUAUCGGCCAUGGCCAACUUGGAAGCAGUCCACAACGCCGGCACUUGGUACUCCGUUCCGGAUCUGAGUCUGCGCGACCACCGAUUCACUGUGCCCCUCGAUUAUUCCGCUUCUUCCGGCGCCAACAUCGCCGUCUUCGCUCGCGAGGUCGUCGCCGUUGGGAAAGAAGAUCAGCAAUUGUCAUACUUAUUGUACCUCCAAGGUGGACCUGGAUUCGAAAGUCCUCGGCCAACUGAGGCUAGUGGGUGGCUAAAGCGAGCAUGUGAAGAAUAUAGAGUUAUUUUGCUUGAUCAGCGAGGAACAGGUCUAUCAACUCCAUUAACAGUAUCAUCUCUUUCACAAUUCACAACUGCAGCAGAGAUGGUUGAGUAUCUGCAGCAUUUCCGAGCAGAUAAUAUAGUCAAAGAUGCUGAGUUUAUUCGCAAACAUCUUGUUCCAGAUUUUGGUACUUGGACAGUGCUAGGGCAAAGCUAUGGAGGCUUUUGUGCGGUUACCUACUUGAGUUUUGCCCCAGAAGGCCUCAAGUCUGUUCUUCUAACUGGUGGACUUCCACCAGUUGGUAAGGGUUGCACUGCAGAUGUUGUAUACAAAGCAUGCUUUGAGCAAGUUGUGCAUCAAAAUGAGAAGUACUAUAAGAGGUUUCCUCAGGAUGCUAAAGUUGUUUGUGAUCUAGUAAAUUAUUUGGCCAAAGCUGAAGGUGGAGGGGUGCCUCUGCCUUCUGGUGGAAUUUUAACUCCAAAGGGGUUGCAAACUAUUGGACUUGCAGGUUUAGGCUCUGGUGGCGGUUUUGAACGUCUACAUUACAUGUUUGAGAGAGUCUGGGAUCCUGAACUUGUUCCAGGCACAGGGAAGCGAAUAAGUUAUUACUUUUUGAAGGCUUUUGAGAGUUGGAUAGAAUUUGAUACAAAUCCACUCUAUGCUCUUUUGCAUGAAUCUAUAUACUGUCAGGGUGCCCCAUCAAAAUGGUCUGCUCAAAAAAUAAGGAGUGAACAUGAAAACAUAUUUGAUCCAAUUGGAGCUGCUAAAGAAUGUCGCCCUGUAUAUUUUACUGGAGAGAUGAUAUUUCCGUGGAUAUUUGAUGAGAUCCAUGCUUUGAAAAGUCUCAAGGAAGCUGCUCAUUUGUUGGCUGAGAAGAAAGAUUGGCGUCCAUUAUACGACAUUGACAGGCUAAACAACAAUAAGGUUCCUGUUGCUGCUGCUGUUUAUUAUGAAGACAUGUAUGUCAACUUCAAACUUGCAAUGGAAACAGCUGCUGAAAUUGCUGGGAUCAGGCUUUGGGUAACAAAUGAAUACAUGCAUUCUGGACUCCGUGACAGUGGGCAUCAAGUUUUCGAUCAAUUGAUGGGUAUGCUACAAGGAAAGAAACCUUGUUUCUGAUUUUUUUUUUUUUUUGUAUAUUUGCGAGAGCAAUUAAGUUGAAUCGUUUUUGCUGAUUGCUUCCAUAUUUCUAGAAGUAUACCACCUUGUUAAGGUAGCAAAUGCUUUAUUAGUAUGUACUGAUUCAUGUUGGCUUAUAUGGAUAAAAUGACAUUCUCUAGUUA
This is a messenger RNA of Zingiber officinale, 1679 nucleotides long. RefSeq names its product proline iminopeptidase-like. NCBI's taxonomy places the organism in Eukaryota, Viridiplantae, Streptophyta, Magnoliopsida, Zingiberales, Zingiberaceae. The coding region runs from base 1 to 1515 and encodes 504 amino acids. Gene Ontology annotation, biological process: proteolysis. The transcript is spliced from 10 exons. Gene Ontology annotation, molecular function: peptidase activity. The record is from RefSeq and is a predicted model, not a curated record.